Messenger RNA from Synchiropus splendidus (mandarinfish), 4332 nucleotides. Its product is annotated as constitutive coactivator of PPAR-gamma-like protein 1 homolog. The coding region runs from base 253 to 3207 and encodes 984 amino acids. NCBI's taxonomy places the organism in Eukaryota, Metazoa, Chordata, Actinopteri, Syngnathiformes, Callionymidae. Gene Ontology annotation, cellular component: nucleus. The transcript is spliced from 17 exons. The record is from RefSeq and is a predicted model, not a curated record.
CUCUGCCAUGGCUCCGUGAACUUGCACAUGGCGGCUGACAGCCAUGACUCGAAACAAUUCGGCAAAUUCGACCAUAAAUUAACCAACUGCCAUCUGCAUCUAAUCCAAAUAAGUUCAUUUCUGCAAUAACCAGCGCUACGGGACGGCUUUCGUUAACUGUCAAAGGCUCGGAGUGGCGCUAACGCUUCACUUUGCUCCUCCAACAGUUUUCUUUUUCCGUUUUUAUUCCGGCUCACUUGUUACGUUUUGGUCAUGGGCGUUCAGGGUUUCCAGGAGUACUUGGAGAAGCACUUUCCCAGCGCCGUGGUGCCGGUGGAGCUUCACAAACUGGCCCAGGGGAGCAUGGUCGGUGGUGGCCGGCACAGACCCCCGCAGGGUCCGCUCAGGCUGCUGCUGGACGCGGAGAGCUGCCUGCACCGGCUCUACGGGGGCUUCUACAGUGACUGGGUGAGCGGAGGCCAGUGGAACAACAUGUUCGUCUAUCUGUCGGCCCUCUCCAGGGCCUGCUUCAACAACAACAUUGAACUCAUGGUUUGCUUCAAUGGCGCCCUGGAGAAAGGCCGUCUUCACGACUGGGUCAAGCGGCAGGUGAACGACAGACAGACCAGUCAGCAGCUCAUGAGCCACGUCCAGAACAAGGGGACUCCUCCGCCCAAAGUUUGGUUCCUGCCCCCUGUUUGCUUGGUGCACUUCAUCCGACUGGCACUGCUCAAGUUCCGCGUCAGGGUCGUCCAGAGCCUGGAGGACCACCACCUAGAAGUGAUGACCUUAUACCGAGAGAACGGCUUCCAUGGUUUGCUGGCCUACGACUCAGACUACGCCUUAUGCAAUGUCCCAAACUACUUCAGCUCAUACAUCCUCAAAUUGAGCCGCAACGGCAAAAGCUUGACCACCAGCCAGUUUCUGAUGGAGGAAGUGGCCCAGCAUCUCCAACUGGACCCAAGUCGAUUUGUCAUUUUUGCCUGCCUGUUGGGGAAUCACAUCCUGCCUGAUGAAGACUUGGCUACUUUUCACUGGAGACUUCUUGGACCUAAACAUCCGUUAGUGUCAUUGAAGGUGCGUGCCCACCAGCUGGUGCUGCCGCCGUGUGAUGUUGUAAUUGAGGCUGUGGCUGAUUUUGUACGCAACAUUCAAGACACCACUGACCUGGAUGCCAUUGCUAAAGACAUUUUCCAGCCUUUGCAGUCUUGCACUGAAGAAAAAGUGAUGCGCUUCAAGAAGGCAAUGGAGUACUACUCCUCUGCGAGCAAGCGCCUGCCGUCAGACUCAAUGACACAAAAACACCAGCAGAGGAGUCCUGUGGUGUCCCAGCAGGAAUCGGGUGAAUCCCUCAACAUUCCACAGGUGCCAUCUUCCGAGCAGUCGUGUUCGCUGCCACUGGCAGGACUAAGUCCUGUUAUCGACUCAACUAAGCAAUGCCCCCUGCUGGAGAGCAAGUCCGGCGACACUCCCCAUGAUGGAAAGCACAAGCCACUGUAUGAGAGGUCUUUGCCAAUCAACCCAGACCAAGCAAGCAGCUCUGAUGACACUCAGGCUACUCUCCUGACCAACUCUCCGAAACCCUUGUCCGAGCCAGAGAAAAAUGAUGACACAACCAAGAAUGACAGAAAUGAUCUUCAAGGAGGAUGUGAGAAGAAAGAAAACUCACAAGGGGACCAAGCAAAAACCGACGUGCCACACUCUGGAGACACUUUCAACUUGAACGCACAGAUCCCCUCACUGCUGUCCAUGCCCACCAGGAGUCACAUGGACCUGACCACACCCCCCCUGCCCACCGUCGCUCCAGAGGUCCUGCGGGUGGCCGAGCACAGACAUAGAAAGGGCCUGAUGCACCCCAACAUUUAUCACAUUCUAACCAAGGGCGAGGUUAAGCUUCUUGUCACCAUUGAAGAUGAAGCCACCAUAGAACUCCCUUCCUCCAAUCAGCUGUUUCGACCAGUCCGUCAAUAUGUUUACGGGGUUCUGUUCAGCCUUGCUGAGGACUGGAAGAAGGCUGAGAGACUUGCCACACGCAAAUGCUGCCUGCCAGAAUAUACUUGCGUCAUGGUGAAAGAGUGGUCUGCUUACAAGGGCAAGUCUCCUGACACCCCUGAGCUGGUGGAGGCUCUGACAUUCAGGGAAUGGACGUGUCCAAAUCUGAAGAAGCUGUGGCUCGGGAGAGCUGUGGAGGACAAGAAUCGCCGGAUGAGAGCUUUUCUGGCCUGCAUGCGCUCCGACACUCCUGCCAUGCUGAACCCUACCAACGUUCCCGCCUCCUUCCUGGUGCUGUGCUGUGUUCUGCGGUUUAUGCUACAGUGGCCGGGAGUAAGAGUGUUGCGUCGUAACGAACUUGAUGCUUUCCUGGCCCAAGCGGUUUCUGCGAAACUUUUUGAGCCUGACCAGCUGCAGGAACUCAAGAUCGACGUCCUGGACAGCAGAGGAGUUCAGCUUGCCGCUCUGUUUAUGAGUGGGGUGGACAUGGCUCUGUUGGCUAACGACUCGUGUGGCCAGCCCGUUCCCUGGGAGCACUGCUGCCCAUGGAUGUUUUUCGACGGCAAGCUGUUUCAGAGUACGCUUAUCAAGGCAAACAGGGAGAGAGCUCAGCUCAUUGACCUCUGUGACGGUCAGACAGAGCUGGUGGCCAAAGUGGAGAAAAUGCGUCAGAGUAUUCUUGAAGGCCUUAAUUUCACACGACCAGCUCCUCUGUUCCUGGCGCCUCCACCACCUCCUUGCGUGAUUCCUUUCUACUCCUCUCCAGCUCCCUUUUACCCCUCACCCUUCCAUGCCCCGGGAAGAGGCAGGGGCUUAUCAGAACCUCCAGGAAAACCCUCACAUGGUGGUAAGCUGGAAAUAGCCGGGACCGUGGUGGGGCAAUGGGCUGGAUCUAGACGUCGGGGAGGGUUUCCGGUCCAAGUGGUGUCAGUCGGUGGACCUAACAGAGGUCGUCCAAGAGGAGUCAUUUCAACACCAGUCAUCAGGACCUUUGGUCGUGGAGGUACUAUGUACCCUCCUCGAGUGUACAAGAGCCAGAAUAUCUGCCUGAAUAAGCCUGCCCAUCAAACUGCUUACACAUCCCAGGGCGAUGUGGUGAAGGAAAAGAAGGGGCCAGAGGAGGAGAAGAAAUCCUCCCUGGUGAUGUGCGACGAUUCAACUGUGGCGAAUGGUAUUGAGCACGUGGAUCCUGAUCUGCAGAAUGGAGAUGAAGAGAAACAUGCUGCUCUCAUCUGACCUGAAAGUGCCUUUUUCAGAGACUCAAAAUUGUGCAAUACUGAUCCAUACUCAAAUGCACUAAACAUAGAUGGUCGCCAUAGAGACGGUGGCUCGGAGACAGCCGUCUUAAAAGAAGAGUGAGCCAAUUUGUCUCGAGUGGAAAAGGAAAUAAAUUUAAAAAUUAAUAUUUUUUAUUCUUACAGAUGAAUACUGGUAAACUUAAAAAGGCACAGUGUCAUUUAUUAAUAUGACAAAAGUCAACACAGAAUAUUUUUUUCUUUCUGAGCAUCACUCGUGGUUCAUUAAUCUCUUGAGGUUCGGGUUUGUUGGAAUUUCGCUCACAAAAAUUUACGUUCACAAUUACAAGUCAUAGACAGCGUAAUCACAACGUUGUGACCACCUUUUAAAUAUUGUGUAGAUUCCCAUUGGGUAUGAAUACGUCUGCUGUUGCCAGGUGUUCUGGUCUGCAGUGGCUAGUAGUUAGAGAAAUAAGAAACACAAGCGAGGCAUCUUGUGAACCACUGCUGGCCUUGGAAGCACUUUAGUCAAGCCUAAUUCACAUGUCAUCAUGUGGCUGUUUGAAACAGAGUUCCAGCCUCACCAGCUGAAAGGAAACCUGCUCAAUGUUUGUCGGUGGCUACAACUGUACGACUCGUUGGCGUAUAAAUGCACAUUUUUCCUGACACAUCUCUAGUUCUUCUCUCUUUCGAAAAGUGAUUACAUUUCAGUUAAGUUAAAACUGACUUAAGUUAUUAGCAAGUGAAUACUUUAUUAAGCAUCCAAGUUGAAAGGUUGGUUCCUGUCUCUAAACUUAUCACAUGUUUGUCUUUGCUGUAAAAACAGUUAUAACAGUUAGAAGUAAAAAAAAAUAACCUGUUUUUGAGUUACACUUUAUUGUAGACUAUACUUCCUUAAUAACUACGCUUGAAACAGUUUGCUCCUUUUAUCGCCACAAAUCAUCUCAAGAGAUUUAAAUCAUGCCUUCUGUUUCUGAUAGUUAUCUAAAACCUGCUUUCCCUUCCCAACCAUUUAUAGUCUACACUGGAUGUAUGUGGAAUCAGAGAGUUCCUCAAGGUUAGUCUGGCUUGCUGUUGAUGAAAUGAAGUGUAAACAAUGGCUGCAAUGCUUAAUAAAACUAUAUUC